Messenger RNA from Malassezia restricta, 2913 nucleotides. Its product is annotated as U5 small nuclear ribonucleoprotein component. The record is from RefSeq and is a predicted model, not a curated record. Gene Ontology annotation, biological process: mRNA splicing, via spliceosome. Gene Ontology annotation, cellular component: U2-type catalytic step 2 spliceosome; U4/U6 x U5 tri-snRNP complex; cytosol. Gene Ontology annotation, molecular function: U5 snRNA binding; translation elongation factor activity; GTP binding. The coding region runs from base 1 to 2913 and encodes 970 amino acids. NCBI's taxonomy places the organism in Eukaryota, Fungi, Basidiomycota, Malasseziomycetes, Malasseziales, Malasseziaceae. The transcript has a single exon.
AUGGACGAUUACGACGAGUUUGGUAAUUAUAUCGGGCCGUUGUCAGAGUCGGAGGAUGAGCAGGAGGCAUUGGGUGUGGAACAUGCUGAGCCUCCGCCUGAGCCUCCCGCCGAGGACGCGAGCGGCGCCCAGGAGGAAGGCGCAGUGAUCAUGCAUGUCGAUGAGCCCGCGUCCCAAGCGGUCGUGCUCCAUGAAGACAAGGUAUACUACCCCUCUGCUUCCGAGGUGUACGGUGACGACGUCGAGACGCUCGUGCAGGAGGAAGACGCCCAGCCCCUGACGCAGCCGAUCGUCGAGCCUGAGCGAGUGCGUAGCUUUGCCGUGGAAGAGCAGGGGCUGCCGGAAGUCCGCUUCGACCGGCAGUUUAUGCUGAACAUGAUGCACUUUCCCGAUAUGAUACGGCAUGUGGCCGUUGUUGGCCAUCUGGCGCACGGCAAAACCGCGCUCGUGGACAUGCUGGUGGAAGAGACGCACCGCGUCCAAGUGGACGCCGAAAAGCCGCUGCGGUACACUGACACGCAUGUGCUGGAGCAAGAACGCGGACUGUCGAUUCGUGCGAUGCCCAUGUCGUUCGUCUUGCCCACGACACGCGGCAAGAGCUACCUUGUGCACGUGCUGGACACGCCGGGCCAUACGAAUUUCCAGGACGAAGUGGCUGCGUCGCUGCGCCUGGCAGACGGUGUCGUGCUGGUCGUCGAUGUCGUCGAAGGUGUGAUGUGCAAUACGGAGACUAUCAUCCGGUACUGCGUGCGUGAAGGCCUGCCGAUCGUGCUGGUCCUCAACAAGAUCGACCGACUCGUCCUCGAGUUGCGUCUGCCGCCCACCGAUGCCUUUUUCAAGAUACAGCUUACGCUCGAGGAGGUGAAUCGCGUCGUUGGCGAGGCGAGCGGCGGCGAUCCCGAGCGUCGUCUCAGCCCCGAGCGCGGGAAUGUCGCGUUCGCGAGCACCCAGGCCGGCUACUGCUUCACCCUGCGCAGCUUCGCUCAGAUGUAUGCGGAGCGCGCACCGAUCGAUGUGGACGCCUUUGCGCAGCGCCUAUGGGGCCACAUCUACUUUGACCGCGCAUCGCGCACCUUUACGAGGCGCGCGCCGCAUCCUGACGCGCCGCGGUCGUUUGUGCAGUUUGUGCUCGAGCCGCUGUACAAGCUGUACACGCUCGUGCUCAGUGCCGACGUCGACGUGCUGCGACGCACACUUGCGUCCCUGCGCAUCCAGUUGCCGGCGGCCGCGUUCAAAAUGGACGUGCGCCCGCUCCUCAAGCUCGUGCUGAAUGCGUUCCUGGGAUCGUCGACGGGCCUGGUCGAUAUGUGCGUUGAGCAUCUGCCUAGUGCGGCCGAGGCCUCCAAGGCCGCCACCACGACGGCGCCUCCCGACAGUGUGCUGGCGCGCGCGAUCGAGCGCUGUGACGCCCAGGGGCCUCUGUUGAUCCAAAUCGCCAAAGUGUACCCGACAAGCGAUGCGACCGAGUUUCGCGCGUUUGGGCGUGUGCUGAGUGGCACCGUGUCGUGUGGUCAGUCGGUCAAGGUGCUGGGGCCCACGUACACGCCCGAAGACGAGGAGGACAUGGCCGUCGAGACAGUGAGUGGCGUGUACGUUGCCGAGGCGCGAUACGCAGUCCAUGCACCGGGAGUGCCGGCCGGCAACUGGGUGCUGCUGAGCGGCAUUGAUGCGACGAUCGCCAAGAGCGCGACGGUGUGUGAUACGGCGCUGCCUGUGGCGGACACGUACGUGCUGCGACCCAUUGUGCACAUGACAGAAAGCGUGCUCAAGGUGGCCAUUGAGCCCCUGCGCCCCGCGGAGCUGCCCAAGAUGCUCGACGGACUGCGCAAGGUGAACAAGUGCUACCCGCUCGUAUCGACGCGCGUCGAAGAAAGUGGUGAGCAUACGCUGCUGGGAACGGGCGAGCUGUACCUCGACUGUGUGAUGCACGAUCUGCGCGAGCUGUACGCUGAGAUGGAGAUCAAGAUCAGCGAUCCGGUCGUCAAGUUCUGUGAGACGGUCGUCGAGACGAGCGCCGUGCAGUGCUUUGCGGACACGCCGAACAAGCACAACCGACUCACCCUCAUCGCCGAGCCGCUGGAGGACGGCAUUGCCGAGGACCUCGAGCGCGGCCUCAUUGAUAUUCACCUGCCGCCGCGUGCGCUCGCUCGGAUUUUCCAGGAGCGCUACGGCUGGGACGCCCUGGCCGCCCGCUCGGUGUGGGCGUUUGGACCUGAUGACCACGGGCCGAACGUGCUUGUGGACGACACGCUGCCGGACGACGUCGACAAGGUGCAGCUGUACACGGUGCGCGAGUACAUUAAGCAGGGCUUCCAGUGGGCGACGCGCGAGGGCCCCUUGUGUGACGAGCCGAUGCGGGGCGUUAAGAUCCGCCUGUGCCAUGCGCGCAUAGCCACCGAGCCCAUUCACCGCGGGGGCGGGCAGCUGAUUCCCACGGCUCGGCGCGCGACGUACGCGGCGUUCCUCCUGGCGACGCCGCGGCUCAUGGAGCCCGUGUACGCCGCCGAGAUCCAGACGCCGCCGGAGUGUGUCGGCACGAUUUACACGCUCCUCGCACGGCGCCGCGGACAUGUCACGAGCGACGCGCCCAAGGCUGGCACGCCGCUCAGCACGAUGCACGCGUUACUGCCCGUGAUCGAUGCGAACGGCUUCGAGACCGAUCUGCGCGUCGCGACGCAGGGCCAGGCGUUCGUGCUGCAGAUGUUCCACCACUGGGCCGUGGUGCCGGGCGACCCGAGCGACACGACCAUCCCCCUGCGCCCGCUGGAGCCGGCGCCGCCGCUGGGCCUCGCGCGCGACUUUGUGCUCAAGAUGCGCCGCCGCAAGGGCCUGGGCGAUACGGUGGCCGUGUCGACGUACCUCGAGCACGAGAUGGCCGUGGCUCUGGCGCAGGCCGGUAUGGACAUAGCCUAG